AGCGGUAUCUGCAUAUUCCUCCAGGAAUCGUCCUUUUCUUCCCUUCGCCGUAUGAGUUUUCCACAGCAGGUUCGCCGCAUGAAUUGCGACCUGUCGGGAACACAUCGGUUCUCUGCCCGCGCACUCUAGCUCCAAUCGGGCUGUCAUGGCUCCAGGUGCCGGAGGAAAGAGAAAAAGAGGCGAUAGAUCGUGGUCGGGCGAUUCAGGGAACGACGCUCAGCGACCUUCCCCCCAUCGACCAGCCAACCUCAACAUGGCGCAACACAACUACGGCCCGCAAUCUCGUGACUAUUCCGACGCGCGUGGCCGAGUACGCAGACAACCCAGUCGAGGAGGAAGGAAUAGCAUGGGUCGAAGACCCAGCACCGAAGGACAGAGCGCUCCGAGCGGUCGGCGGGAUAAUGCCAUGUCCCCACCUAACUCAGCCCCGGCGAAAGACGUUCCAGAUCCAAGCCAGGCAAAUGGCGUCCUUCCGAUAGUGAAUCAGCAAAAGCCGCCUUCCUCCCCUUCACCCUCGCCAGCUUCAUCUCUCCCCCAAUCACACAUUCAACCAUCACCCGCGCCUACUCCCACGCCUGCACCUGCACCGCCAGCUCCGAUGGCAGCUCCCCAGCCUCCUGCUGGGCCUCCGCCGCCCUACGACUACGAACAUGUCACACAACAUGCUAUCGAGGAGUGGGCUGCGACGGGGAAGAAGGCUAUCGUGGAAAGCGGAAUCCGAGUAAGAGAAGCACAGGAUGCCUCCGCGCUGGCAUCGAUUUAUCAGGAACUCAUACGGUCCGCCCUCCAUGGACGGUUGCCAGCGGAGGAAGCAGGUGCUACAGUCAAAGAAAUUAUUGGCGAAGAUGUUGCCGCGGAGGAUGUUGAUAUGGACGGUGAGGGAUCAAGCUCAGACCUGCUUGAUACGCGCUCUCUGUUUUUGGACACAUUGUCUAUAUUGACCGAUUCCGACACGUCGAACGCCGCCCUGAGGCCGCUCGUGUUCUCCACAGGGAUUAACUCCGCGCUCAUGCGCCUACAACUCGACACACAACUCCUCCAAUCCUUAGGACUUGUCCGCGAGACAUUCACCCGUAUGGGUAUUCGCAAGCAAACCAACCUCCUUUAUCGACAGUCGAACUACAACCUUUUGCGGGAAGAGUCCGAAGGGUAUUCCAAGCUGCUCACGGAACUUUUUACGACAAGCAACAAUGAACCUCCAUCCAGUGAAGUAGUCGAAGACACAUUUGAAAGGGUGAAAGCCAUGAUUGGCGCCUUCGAUAUGGAUGUCGGUCGUGUUCUCGAUGUUACCCUUGACGUUUUCGCCGCUGUCCUUGUAAAGCAGUACCGCUUCUUUGUGAAGCUCCUGCGGGCCAGUUCCUGGUGGCCGAAAGAGGACGCCUUCCGCACCGUUGAUGCAGGCAACCGUGACUCUGGCCUCCCUAACUGGGCUUUGCCUGGAUCAUCCGGAUGGGUCACAACCGACGAGGAGCGUCUUGAGGCAAUGAAAGCCAAUGAGCAGCGAGACCACGAUUUCUGGAACAGGGUCAGAGAAAUUGGAAUCCGUGCUUUCUUUGAAAUUGGCCGCCGGCCCGUGUCUAAAGAAGAGUUACAGCAGAUUCUUCCGGAAAGCAAUAGUCUUUCGGAAGAAGAAAAAGAGAUGCGAAAGUGGAUCGAGGAAACAGGAACCUUGCCCCCCAAGGGGAGUCGAGUAGCAGCUCAAUUACUCGGAUUCAAACUUCGAUUCUACUCUUCCCGUGCUCGCGCUAAAUCCGACGUUCUCCCUGACAACCUCAUCUAUCUUGCGGCACUGUUGAUAAAGGUUGGGUUCAUCUCACUACGUGACCUAUAUCCUCACCUCUGGAGGCCGGAUGAUUCGAUGGGUGCGCUGAAGGAGGAGAAGAUGAAGGAAAAGGCGGAACGGGAACGGGCAGCGCGCCCUGGCGGUGGUGUGAACGCUUUGAUGAUGGCCGGUGCUCUAUCAGAUGAUACGCUACCUAUUCCACGCAUCCGAGAAUCCGAGACACGAUCUGCGACUCCUGGAAAAGACCAAGAAACGGACAAAUCCACGAGCCCGAAGGCGGAAGAGGACGAGCUUCCUGAACCCUCGGACCAAAAGGUAAUGCUUCUAAAGAGUCUCCUCGCAAUUGGAGCCCUUCCAGAGUCCCUGUUCAUUUUAAGCAAAUUCCCCUGGCUCAUGGAGGCCUACCCCGAGCUCCCGGAGUUUAUCCACCGCAUUCUCCACCACUGUCUCGGCAAGGUCUAUGCCUCAUUGCGGCCUUUGCCUUCGAUAGACGAACUCAAAGAACAGAAACAAAUCUUGAACCAUGAUCAGGCAGGCGUGCCCAAGGGUCAAAUUCGGCUGACACAAGCACCGCCACGACGAGUUCUCCGAUGGGCUCAACUCGAUAAGGAGGAUACAAACGAUGGAACCGACUAUAGAUUUUACUGGGACGAUUGGGCAGACAAUGUCCCUAUCUGCCAGACGGUCGACGAUGUCUUUGCAUUGUGUUCAUCAUUCCUGAACCUCUCUGGCCAUAAGAUCGGCCAGGACCCAAGCUUGUUAACGAAGAUUGCCAGGAUCGGAAAGGACAGUAUGAACAAAGAUCAUUCGCCCGAGAAUCGGGCGCGCUGGCAGGACCUUUGCAAGCGACUCCUGGUCCCAUCGAUCAGUCUCACAAAGGCCAAUCCCGGCGUGGUGAACGAGAUCUUCGAUCUCAUCAGUUUCUUUCCCCGGGAGAUACGGUACAACAUGUAUGCCGAAUGGAACGCUGGUCAAACGUCUAGACUGCCUGACAUCAAGUCUGCCUUCGAUCAGGCGAAGGCGGAAACGAAGGACGUUCUUAAGAGGCUUAGCAAAACGAACAUCCGACCGAUGGCUCGCGCAUUGGCCAAGAUUGCUUAUGCCAACCCUGGAAUCGUCAUCACCGUUGCCAUCAAUCAGAUUGAGUCCUACGAGAAUCUUAUUGAAGUUGUCGUGGAGUGUGCGCGCUACUUCACGUAUCUCGGUUACGAUAUUUUAACAUGGGUCAUGAUCAGCUCGCUCGGCCAGAAGGGACGAAGCCGUGUGCAAGAAGGUGGCUUGUUGACUAGUCGUUGGUUGAAUGCGUUAGCCACGUUCGCAGGACGGACCUUCAAGAGGUAUUCGGUGAUGGAUGCUACCCCCGUCCUCCAAUACGUUGUGCAGCAGCUCCGACAAAACAAUUCGACGGACCUGAUUAUCCUAGAGCAGAUGAUCAGUUCCAUGGCGGGAAUCAUCACCGACAACAAUUUCAACGAGGCGCAAAUCCAGGCUAUGGCGGGUGGCGAACUCCUUCAAUCCCAGACAAUCUUGCAGCUGUUGGAUAAGCGACACGAGUCAAAGACUACCUCGAGACGGCUUAUGAAGUCUCUUACGGUAUCGAAACUCGCCGGGCAGUUGCUCAUCGCCAUCGCCCAGGAACGCUGGACCUGCGUCUUCAAAGAAACAGAAGGCGCCUCGGAGCUCAAACUUCUGGGCAACAUUUUCGACGAGAUCCAUCGUAUCUUGGUUCAGUACCUGGACUUGCUUCGCAGUAAUCUGUCGGUGGAGGAUUUCGAUUCCUUUGUCCCUGACUUGGCCACUCUUAUCAAAGAAUUCGGCAUUCAGCCUGAAGUCGCAUUUUGGAUCCGGCGACCGAGCGUUGCCAAGAAGAUUGCAGACAUGGACCGGACGGCACAAGACGAGGACUCUCCUACGGCCGGCGUGACCGCAGCUCCCGCUCGUGAGAGUGAAGAGGCGCCGCCGUCUUCUAAACCCGAGGCGGAUAAGAUGGAGACGGCUGAAGAUGGAGAGGCGACCGUCGCUGAAGGUGAACAGUCGGAGAAUGCCAUGGAAGUGGACAAAGAAAAGCCCGAGAACGCCGAUACACCCAGCAAUGAGAAAGCUACCACCGGACCUGCUACUGCUGAAGGACCGGCUUUGAAUCCAGUCAUGCAGGACCUUCAAGACCAAGUCAAGGAUGUUUUGGGCUCAGAGACAUGGGGAGUUGUCGGCCUACACUUCUAUGUGACGUUCUGGCAACUGUCCCUCUACGAUGUGCAUAUUCCCCAGAAAGCGUACGAAGAUGAAAUCGAUCGUCAGAAGAGGAAGGUCAUUGCAAUCAGCAACGACCGCUCCGACAUCAGCAUGGCCGGAACCCAAAGAAAGGAGCGAGAGAAGAGGCAACUGACGCAACUCCAAGACCGGAUAUUGGAGGAGAACAAAGCCCACUUGAAAGCCUACGGACAGACGAGGGCGAAGCUUCAGAAGGAAAAAGACCGCUGGUUUGCCGGUAUGCGCGGGAAACACGAUGCUUUGAAUGUCGCCCUCCUCGAGCAAUGCUUCCUCCCACGCCUGCUAUUUUCCCCCAUCGAUGCAUUCUAUUGCUUCAAGAUGCUUAAAUUCCUUCACACGACGGGUGCACCCAACUUCCGCACCGUCGGUCUCCUGGAUCAGUUGUUCAAGGAACAGAGGCUUAUCGCCUUGAUAUUCCAGUGUACCUCGCGAGAGGCUGAUAACCUUGGCCGAUUCUUGAACGAAGUGAUACGCGACCUUGGCCGUUGGCAUGCUGACAAGGCAGUCUACGAGAAGGAGGCUUUUGGCACCAAGAAAGACCUUCCUGGGUUUGCCAUGACCGUGGAUCCCGAAGGAAAGCCCACGACGUUCCUGGAGUACGAAGAUUUCCGCCGGCUGUUGUACAAGUGGCACCGUCUCCUCGCGCAGGCCCUGAAAGUCUGCUUGAAUGGCGGCGAAUACAUGCACAUCCGUAACGCCAUCAGUGUACUGAAGGCUGUUGUGCAGCACUUCCCGGCCGUGAACUGGAUCGGCCAUAAUAUGUUGGCGAGCAUGAACAACUUGAGUCAAAACGACGAACGAGACGAUGUCAAGAUCCCGGCGGCUUCACUUAUUGGCGAUCUCAACCGGCGCGAGAAGAAAUGGUUGCUUCCCCAAGCCUUCAUGAUCUCUAGUCAACCGGUGCCCGGCCGAGGAAACCAAGCAACUGCAGCAGCAAAGCCUGGCACUCCUCGUCCCCAGUCUAGUACCCCAACUCCCUUGAAUGCUGGUGCCGCCGAGUUUAAACCCACAGCCACCCCUGAAUCACAAGGAGCCUCGAAGUCCGAGUCGGGCCCCACGAAGACCGAAGUGGAAGAUGGGGAGAUUGAGGACGCUAGGAUGAUCGAUGUCCCGAUGCCUGAUCGGACGGCUCCAACGCCGAGUGAGACCACCGAUGCUGUGACGCCUCAACGUGAUUUCACUGCGACUGAGCCUCAGGCUGCCGAAGCACAACCAUCAACUGCCCGCGAACCAACAUCGAGCGACAAAGAUGCGACGACUACUCGCGGAGCUCAUCCCGAAGGGGACCUUCCUCCACGCCCCGUGGCCCCGGCAUCGCCUGCCGGAUCGCAGCCUCUGUCGAAGGGCCUGGAUGUUGGCAGACCGGCAAAUGUACCGAAGCGCCCUGAAACGGAGCGAGCCCCGUCUGGUGCCCAGAACCCACGGUCCCAAGGCCAGGGCCUACACCGUUUUCCACGAGAUGACAAGUUGCCCCCUCGCCCGGAUCUCCUAGAUGACCGGCGUGAGCGACACCAAGAGUAUUCUCGCGGUGGUCGCUUUGGAGGUGACCAUGACUAUCCUCGGCAAUUUGACCCCGCCAUGGCUGAUGGGCGCAGCUACGGUCGCCUUGACAGAGAGUAUGCUUCAAGGCCACCCAUGGAAGAACCAUUCCGUGGACCUCCUCAUCGGGAUGGACGUCCACCUCGCGACGCGGACUGGCCGGAUCGGUCAGGUCGCCUGCGUCCAGAUGCUCGUGAGGGACUGACUAAUGUACGGUCCGGGCCCCCAACGCACCCUGAUCGCGCGGGUAUGAUCGACGACCACCCCGAGGGCUAUCGGCGCGGCGACACCGGUCGACAGGAAAGAGACGACCGGCGGAAUAUAGCGCCCAGAGCAUUGUCACCUCCAAGGCUAGAGCCACUGGGCCGUCCGGAACGGUUUUCAGGUGAGGAUCGCCGGUCUGCAAACUUUGCCCAUGCUCAUCCGCGAAAUGAAGACAUGCCCACGGGGCCACGCAGUGAUCGGUUUGGGCGCCCGUCGAUGGAUGGAACUGACUCUAGAGACCCGGUUCCGGGAAUUGACAUGAACCAUGGACGCCUGCGCCAACCGGACCCGCCUUCGGAUGUCCCGUCAGGUCCGAGGGGCAGGAAUAUCGUGGGACGCGGGGGACGCAAUGCCGCUGGCUUGCCACAUCCCCAGGCAUCGCCUGCGAGCGGUCCCAUGGCAGUCACUGAGCGCCAACCCCCGACUGGCCCUGGCCGGCAGGGUCUACGAAACGCACCGGAUCAAUCUCCCGCGACCGGCCCUCCAUCCCCGGGCGGAGAGAAGCUCGACACCAGCGGGAUCCACCCAGACAGGCUUAAGGUUUUGCAACAACAGCCCCAGGAAAACGCCUACGGUGGAAGUCCACGGUCGCAACAUGCGCCCUCACCUGCGGCGAUUGUUCCCCCAUCUGGUCCUCGCAGUGGACUUGGGCCCCCGGCGGGACCUUCCGCCAUGCCACGUGGUCCGCCCUCGGGCCCUGGUUUUGGCGGUGAACGCGGCCGGGGAGACAAGCGAUUCGCUGGCAUCAACAACAUGCUCCAGCAGUCCGGUGGACCGCCGGACCGUGGCCCUGGCCCAGCCAUUCGCGGCCGGGGCGCCAAUCGGCAGUCGGCCGCCAUGAACGCUCCAUCACCACAAUCGGCCCGUUCCCAAACACCCGUGGGCCAGGAGGAGGGUGGCCGUGGUGGCUCGUCGGGUCAAGGCCGUCCUGAUCUUAUGGCCGGCCGGCCCUCUGGAGCAGCAUACAACGAAGAUGACAACCUUUCCCGGAAUCGACUGGGUGGUGGACGAGAGCCUGCCGAUGAUGCAGGGAGCACGGAGAGCCGACGAGGUCAGCGAUUCUCUUCGGGCGCCACAUACCCGCGUGAUCGGGAGCGAGAAAGGGAGCGCGAGCGCGAUCGGGAGCGGCGCGGAGGCGAGGAGGAUACCUCACGCAGUAGCAGUCGACGUGAGGAGCAUCGGGAGCGAACUCGGGAUUAUGAACGUGAGCGGAGUCGGCGGAGCGAUGUAGGAGCGGGUGCGAACCGGGAGGAGCGGUAUGAGUCCCGGGAAGCGUCUCGACGAGGGCCUGGUGCACGCGAAGACAACCGGCGCCGACGAGACCGGGAUGAGGGAUCUGACAUUGCCCCAAGUAACGCGGAGCAUGAAGGCCGUCUCCGCCCGCCGUCUUCACUGGGCGGACAGGCCCCUCCGCCGCCACCACCGCCGCCGCUUGUUGGAGGUGAGGAAGAGCGCCGCUGGGGAGGAGGACGUGACCUGCGGGACCGGGACCGAGACCGUACCCGGGAUCGCCCGCGGGAUCGGGACUACCAUCCUGAGGGUGGCGGUGGAGGACCGCACCGCAAGCGCAAUCGACCGGGCGACGAAGGUGGACACGGAGAGAGCAGUGGACGGGGAGGGAUGCGGAUGGGGAGUGAGAACAAACGGCCUCGACGAGGCGCGUGAGGGGCGGGGUUGGGCGGAAUGAUCCGUGAUGCAUAUUGCUUUUGUCUCUCAUUGAAUCUACUGUUUCCUUUUGACCUACUGGACUCUUCAAGCAUUGGUGGGCGGAGUUCUGCGUUCCGUCUGUUGCCUGGGAUUACCAUUUCCUGCAUGCAUCGGCCUGUAUUAUAUUUCUUUCCUCUCUGUGUUGAUUGGAUAAUUGGAUGCACGCAGCCGGG
Messenger RNA from Aspergillus ibericus CBS 121593, 7737 nucleotides. RefSeq names its product putative THO complex component (Rlr1). NCBI's taxonomy places the organism in Eukaryota, Fungi, Ascomycota, Eurotiomycetes, Eurotiales, Aspergillaceae. Bases 146 to 7522 code for a protein of 2458 amino acids. The record is from RefSeq and is a predicted model, not a curated record. Gene Ontology annotation, biological process: mRNA processing; mRNA export from nucleus. Gene Ontology annotation, molecular function: mRNA binding. The transcript has 3 exons. Gene Ontology annotation, cellular component: THO complex part of transcription export complex.